Diatraea saccharalis (sugarcane borer) is the source of this 2341-nucleotide messenger RNA. Lineage: Eukaryota; Metazoa; Arthropoda; Insecta; Lepidoptera; Crambidae. The record is from the annotation of a GenBank genome assembly.
GCAAUAUUUUACGUACUUGGGGGGGUUUCCAGGGGUUCGGUGAGGGAUGGUGGGAUGAUGCGGACGAGUUUUCUGGAUCCCAUUGACGAAGAUGCCCGAAGGUCGUGGUUCACUAUUUGUCUUACUUCAACGGCCUCACAUUUACCGGGUAUAUAGACUAACUCCAAAUUAUAAUGUGUUGUUUCUGUGGUAUGACAAAUAGCACUAAAGUAGCGUUUGUUACGUGUGCUUGUCCACUCGUCAAUACUCACACUUAGCCUGUUACCUGGAGAAAAAAUAUAUGAAAGUUCUUUUAUCAUUUAUUUUAUCUUUUUCCUUAUCCUCAUAGUAUUUUAGUGUUAGAUUCAUAACAUCAUUAACACACAUGGGCAGUUUAUAUUAUUUAGCAGAAAGUGAAUCACGAAUGAAUUCACUUUUUGUGAUUCCAUUUAUGGUAAAGCCGUUUUCUACAGCCAGCCUAGCCAAUAUUUCACCCAAUGAUGGUAUCGGUAGAGUUUUUAAGUUUAGUUUCUGUUGCUGCAUACUUUUAUACCCAGGCCUGCUUUUUUUCGGUGCACUCUCACCUGAACUUAUAGAUGCUUCAGAUACGGAUUCUUCUUGGGUCACGCAUUUAGUAAAAUUGAUUUUAUGCACGUGUGGUAAAUGUCUCACCAACCUGCUAGUAUUUGAACCUUUGCAAGCAAAUGGUUUUUGGGCACUUUAAGCAUUGCGCAUUUGCAGAUUUUUUUUUACAUAUUUCCAUACUUUUAAUGCUUCCACCUUAACUGUUAUAGUGAUGUUUCGGUAAAUCUAUAACAAAAGCAAUUCAAAUUUAUUAAAAGCCCUUGGAGUAAUACAGGAAUAAUUUAAAACCCCUGCGAAGAUUUUGUGAAAAUAAACUUUAAGUAAUUUAAACAAACACGUAUUUUUUAUUUUGAUAUGUCCUCAUACUAAAAAAUAAAGUUAUCGCUUAUCAAAGAUCGAGACUUUAAAACUAAAUUUAUGGACACCGCGUGCCGUGCGUCAGCUGAGCGCGCGCUCGACUCUGUUUUGCCUAAGUAGGUAUCACGGCGUCGAGCGUGGGUCACUGACCGCUCAUUUUGUUAGAUUCGAACUAGAAUUUAUGCCAUGACCUGAGGUGAUUUGUAAGAGUAAUUCCAAUUUUCCCUUCAUACUUUUAUGGGCUUAGGACCAUCAAAAUGCAGAAAAUAAAAGAGAAACAAAUUAGAUACUUGGAAAAAAUAUUAACGUUAUGCCGAGGUUACAUAGUUUAGGUACUUCUGCGUUAAGGCGUAAUUAAAAAAUUGGAAUCAACUACGUAUUUACAAUAAUGUCCAAUCAAAAAUGAAACCUAACUACGAGUAACUUACCAUGUACUAAUCGCUGUAUUUUAAUAAUUGUUCAAAAUGAAGUCCACCUCUUUCCAGACAUAAUCGUGCACGUUUUAUUAAAUUGUCAUUUAAUUUAUUCAAAACACUAGUGUCACUUUUCACUUCACUAAAAACGUUAUUAAUUUUUAUUUUUUAGUCUUUUAGGCUUUGUGCCUCCUCUAAAUACACCCGGCGUUUGACUUCUCCCCAUAAGAAGAAAUCGCAGGGUGUAAGGUCCGGAGACCUCGCCGCCCACAGUACGGGGCCACCACGACCGAUCCAAUUUUCUCCAUAUUUUUCAUUCAGGUAGUUUCGUACCUGUAUGGCGUAAUGAGGUGGAGCGCCAUCGUGCUGAAAAUAAAAAUUCCUGAAGUACGACAACGGAAUUUCUUCAGUCAAAUUUUCUAUUGUAUUCUGUAACAUUUCUAAAUAACUCGUCCCGGUUAAGGCGCCGUCGAUAAAAACGGGCCCUAUUAUUUUAUUUUUAAUUAUCCCCGCCCACACAUUAGCACUAAAACGCACUUGGUGAUGUGUUUCUCUUACUUAAUGGGGAUUAUUAAAUGACCACCAAUGUUCAAAUCAAAUCAAAUAAUUUAUUGGCCAUAUAACUCAGAAGGUUACACACGGCAAGUCUUUUACAAUAAGCAUAUUAAAUUAAAAAUAAAGGUUUAAAUCAUGCAUGUCAAAUCAUUGUUAGUAGGAAUGUCAAAUAAAUUAAGUAUCUUAACAAUGUCAAAAUGGUUAUUUUUCCGAUCCUUAAUAAUCAAUUAUAUCACAGUAAAUUAAAUUUUAAUUAAAUUACAACAUCACAAAUUAGAUUAUACAAACAUAGAUUAUAUAUAAUUUUAUGUCAUAAAAUAUUGAUGAUUAUUAUAUCUUGUCAUCUACCAUAGAGAUCUAGUCAAUUUCGUAUCUCACCCAUCUUUAUGUAGGAAUGAAUAUUCAUCCAAACGCAUAGACAUAAAUUCAUUUAAAGAGUAUAAGGGAUACUG